Molecule: messenger RNA, 954 nt
Organism: Pantherophis guttatus
Lineage: Eukaryota; Metazoa; Chordata; Lepidosauria; Squamata; Colubridae
Product: parvalbumin beta
Cellular component (GO): cytoplasm
Molecular function (GO): calcium ion binding
Source: RefSeq, a predicted model, not a curated record
AAGCCUAUAUAAGACGGAGGCUCAGCUCCAGCCAAGACUGCAAGGGAAGAAAUCUCCUUAGAUCAUUGUCUUGCCUCUUCUCCCUGCUUUGGAAAGCAACCUCAAGCUCUGAGAUGGCAUUCGCUGGAAUAAUGACUGAUGCUGAGAUUGCAGCUGGUUUACAAAGCUGCCAAGCUGCCGAUUCCUUCAGCUGCAAGACAUUCUUCGCCAAAUCCGGAUUGCAAUGCAAAUCCAAGGAUCAGCUAACAAAAGUAUUCGGAGUUAUUGAUCAAGACAAGAGUGGAUACAUUGAGGAAGGGGAACUGAGGAAUUUCCUGCAGAAUUUUGAUGGGAAAGCCAGAGCAUUGACUGAUAAGGAGACUUUAGAGUUUCUGAAAGCAGGUGACACCGAUGGAGAUGGCAAAAUUGGCGUGGACGAGUUUUUAGUCCUGGUUACAAAGGGUUAAAGCAAUUCAAGGGAAGACCAAGCCAAUUGUAUUGUACAACAUCCUUUCUUAUUGCAAGUCAACUAUUUAUUUAUACAUUUUAUACAGCGAAACAGCAUUGACAGUGGCCAGCAAGUUGUUUCUUACAAUUUGGGAUCUAUGUUAACUCCCCCAAUGCACUGUUCGACCUUUAUUAUUGUCUAUUGUUGUAAAAUUCAUAAUUAAAAGGGCUCUCUACAUCAAAAGCCGGGCAAAGUCGGAGCCCAAAGGAAAAGAAAUUGGAUAUUUCCUUUUGUCGGUAGGGUCUAUUAAGACGACUCGGUGAGGUGAGCUUUCUAAGAAAUGGCAUCAAGAGUUUGCCAAGCCUUUCUUCCCAUCCAAGUAUAUGACAUGAUUUUGGAAAAACAGUUAAAAUUGAGAAGGUUUAAACUGGUCUUUGCCUUACCUAACCAGGUUCACAAACCCCCUUAUACCAGUCAUACCCAUGGAAUUGUCCGUUCAUCCAUAUAAAGUGACUUCAUCAUUCACA